AUGGACGAGCUAGGCCUAGAAUUCGAUUUUCAUGAAUUGCAAUACGCUCUUGGUGAUGUGUCUCGUCCAAUCCUACAAGGAAUUUCAGGUAGGAUUAGGAAAGGCCGCGUGUUUGGGAUCAUGGGGCCAUCUGGCGCGGGAAAGUCCACUUUUAUCGAUAUCCUCGUAGGAAAAACCAAGCAAACGGGCGGGUUAACAGCCAUCAAUGGGAUGCAAGAAAAUUCACUGAAGUUUGAGCAUUUGAUUGGCUUCGUCCCACAGGAUGAUUGUGUCUUGGCGGAUCUCACCGUUCGAGAAAAUAUUCUCCACUCCGCUCGUAUAAAGCUUGGAGGGAUGUUGAACGACGACGAUAUUAGAUUGCAUGUUGACGGAGUGAUCGCACAUAUCGGCUUAUUUCAUGUGAAAGAUAGGCUUACGGGAAGUGUCGAGAAAAGAGGUAUAUCCGGCGGCGAGCGCAAGCGGGUUUGCAUUGCCAAAGAGAUUAUUGCAAUGCCGAUGGCGCUUAUUUUGGACGAACCAACUUCUGGACUCGAUGCGACAGCUGCCUUGUCGAUAAUGACCCUCCUUAAAACACUCUCUACCUUUGGUAUCACCAUCGCCUGCUCGGUUCAUCAGCCACGUGCAGAUAUAUUUCGCCUUCUGGACGACAUCCUGCUCUUGCACCUUGGAGAAUUGAUAUACAUGGGAGAGGUGGCCCCAUUAGACGCGCUUUUUGGAGAACUUCAGGCUCCUAAUCCCAACGGAUACAAUCCUGCUGACAAUAUGAUGGAUGUGAUCACCGAUCCGCAAUUAUGCUCAGAAUUCCCCUGGCCCUCUUCUCGACACACUGAUAGUCAGGUCGAUGACUGGCCGACUUCUUCGAAAAACUCUAUGGUCGGCAAUUUUCGACGUGCAUCAGAGUUGAAAAAGAACUUCGGUAAAUACAAGGCGCCUUGGUAUCGUCAGGUACUUCUAUAUACGCUUUGUGGUGCAAAGCAACAACGUCGGCAGGUGUUCAGUAUUCUCUUAGAAAUGGUCACCGGAGCAACCGCUGGUCUUCUUCUGGGCCUAGCAAUAUACGAACGCAAGGGACACCUAUUCCAGGGAUAUUUUCGACCACCUUUUGAGCCCUUAUCAAGUGCAGUCGACUAUGUCUUCGUCCCUGCGGUGGGCCUUCUUUGCAGCUUGUCAAUCAGUCUCGCAGCUGCACCCGCUGGGAUAAAGACAAUUGCAGAGGAGAAGCUUAUUUUCUACCAAGAGGUUCAUUCAGGUCAUUCAGCCAGCGCUUAUUUUAUUGGGAAGGACAUUGCCACCUGGCCUCGCAUCCUCGUAUCAUCCUUGCAUUUCACGACAUUUUACAUGAUUCUCGCAACUCCCGUGAUCCCGUUUCACACCCUGUUCUUGCUAAACGCGGUUUAUUUCUUCUGUAUUUACGGACUAGCUUCGCUUGUGGCGUCCUUCGUACGGCGGCAGGAUGCUUUACUACUGGCGAUGCUUGCAAGCCUUAUCUCAAGUAUCCUAAAUGGCUUUGGUCCACGGUUGGGUCUUGUCAAGUCGUGGCAUAUGGUAUGGAUGUGGUAUAUUUGCCCCGGGACCUGGUACUCUGAGGCUUUUUUCAGUGAACACACGAUACCAUUCGCGCAACUGUAUGACGUGGAUGCGGCUGCAAGCUACACCGGAUAUGUGACUAGGAGGACUUCUUUCGAUCUCGGUGUCCUUAUCACAAUUGGAGUCGUGUACCGCAUUAUUGCCUAUGUGGGGCUGGUGCUUCCCAUUAUGAACUUUCCCUUUCUGAAGAAGGCCUCUAAAUAG
This is a messenger RNA of Penicillium samsonianum, 1791 nucleotides long. RefSeq lists its product as uncharacterized. NCBI's taxonomy places the organism in Eukaryota, Fungi, Ascomycota, Eurotiomycetes, Eurotiales, Aspergillaceae. The coding region runs from base 1 to 1791 and encodes 596 amino acids. Gene Ontology annotation, molecular function: ATP binding; ATP hydrolysis activity; ABC-type transporter activity. The record is from RefSeq and is a predicted model, not a curated record. The transcript is spliced from 8 exons.